Molecule: messenger RNA, 2151 nt
Organism: Balaenoptera acutorostrata (minke whale)
Lineage: Eukaryota; Metazoa; Chordata; Mammalia; Artiodactyla; Balaenopteridae
Gene: TMED2
Product: transmembrane p24 trafficking protein 2
Exons: 5
Coding region: 109-735 (208 amino acids)
Biological process (GO): endoplasmic reticulum to Golgi vesicle-mediated transport; Golgi organization; intracellular protein transport
Cellular component (GO): endoplasmic reticulum; Golgi apparatus; COPII-coated ER to Golgi transport vesicle
Source: RefSeq, a predicted model, not a curated record
UGGCGCAGCCGGAAGGGGCGGAGCUGAGGUGGCGGCGCCUGAGACGACAGCGGCGACGGCGGCUCUGGAGGCCGCAAUCCCGGUCCUGGCUUCGGCCCCAGCCCCACCAUGGUGACGCUCGCUGAGCUGCUGGUGCUCCUGGCUGCCCUCCUGGCCACGGCCUCGGGCUACUUCGUCAGCAUCGACGCGCAUGCCGAGGAGUGCUUCUUCGAGCGGGUCACCUCGGGCACCAAGAUGGGCCUCAUCUUCGAGGUGGCCGAGGGCGGCUUCCUGGACAUCGACGUGGAGAUUACAGGGCCUGAUAAUAAAGGAAUUUAUAAAGGAGACCGGGAGUCCAGUGGGAAAUACACAUUUGCUGCUCACAUGGAUGGAACAUAUAAGUUCUGUUUUAGCAAUAGGAUGUCCACCAUGACUCCAAAGAUAGUGAUGUUCACCAUUGAUAUUGGGGAGGCCCCCAAAGGACAAGACAUGGAAACAGAAGGUGGUGGAGAUACCUGGGAUGCUCACCAGAACAAGCUAGAAGAAAUGAUUAAUGAGCUCGCAGUGGCGAUGACAGCUGUAAAGCAUGAACAGGAAUACAUGGAAGUUCGGGAGAGAAUACACAGAGCAAUCAAUGACAACACAAACAGCAGAGUGGUCCUUUGGUCCUUCUUUGAAGCUCUUGUUCUAGUUGCCAUGACAUUGGGACAGAUCUACUACCUGAAGAGAUUUUUUGAAGUCCGGAGGGUCGUUUAAAAAGCCUUUUCCUGAUGAUCCGAAACUCAUAAUUCACUGUUUACCAAACAUCUUGGUCAUAAUAAUGUCAUUAGUUUCUACGUUUUUAUUUUCUAAACUGUACAUUCACAGCUUCUGUUUCUUUGUGAUUAAUAGAUAUUGGGGGAAAACACUUUUUUAGGAAAGUUAUAGUGAAAAUUUGACAUGUGAUUGGCAUUUCAUAUUUCAGUUCUUUCUCCAUAUACAGGUCCUUCCAGAACUCAAACACUGUAAGUGGAACAUAGGUGUAUAGUCCUUAUUAUAUCUUCUUUCCUUUUGUUUUCAUAGUAAAAUGCAGUUUGUUCAGGAUAGUACUUUACUGAUAGUACUUUACUAAAAAUGACUGCAUUCUUGGGAUCCCUUAUCCUGCAGUUCAAGUCAUUAAAGGUUCAUUUUGUUGUUGAGUCCUUAUCAGAAACAACAAUCUGAAUCUUGACAUUUUCUGUCCAGCCUAAUGGCAGAGCUCUGUGACUAGAGUAUGCUACCAGGUUGGUACUUUUAUACUUUGUCUAUCUUGUUUUUGCUUUAAAGAUAAGACUUAAACCAACAACCUUUUUCCCCUUUAAAGUUUUACUUUGAACCUUGGAACUCAAUCACCUCCACUUAAAAUUGUUGCCACAAGCGGCUAAUAACCAUUUUUCGGUUUCUGCCUAACCUUGUAAGAAGCCUCUAUUAAAGCCAGUUCUCUGGGUGGUGCCGUGACCGGCGGCUCUUUUUCCUUCUGUGCUGGCACACCCACUUUCUCUACUCUUGGCACGGAGGAGGUGUGCGUUCACGUAAUUGGAAAAAUCUGGAUUUCUGAAGCCAGAGGGUUAAAAGCCUCUUGGACUUCUUUGCAGUGAUAUACAGCCACUAUUUUAUUUUUGAUCAGUGGCAUUUUGGCCACUGUUUAAUUAGUGUACUGAGCAUUACUGUCAGUACUAGGGUGUUUGUUUUUGUUUUUCUUGGGUCUUUCUUUUUUUGGCACAUGUGAAUUUUGUUUUGUAUAAAACGAAAUGACUUUCUCUUGGCCUCUGAUGAUGGGUUUAAAAUUAAAGGAGCAUCUAGUUUUGGUGUGGGGAUGAUCCAGGAUUAUGUUGUGACUGAUGUAUAUUGGUUACUUGUACUUUUGUUUUGGAUCUUUGCAAGGGGAAAACUACAAGUAACGAGUUUGAUAUAAUUAAUUUAAAUUUGUUACAGGUUUUCAUGUUCAGGACAAACAAUUUUUCAACCUUGGGUGAAAAUACUUGCAACAGUUUAAGGUGACUGUGUUUUACCUUAGGACAACUGUUGCAUGCCAAUUUGUGUGCGUGUGUGUGUGAAAACACUUCAAAAUUGAGUUAAAAGAUGUAAAUUUAAAAUUGGUUGUGUAUCUAAUCUGCCCCAGGUCCAGUAAAUAAACAAUUCUUUUAAAAAACA